Molecule: messenger RNA, 2287 nt
Organism: Conger conger (European conger)
Lineage: Eukaryota; Metazoa; Chordata; Actinopteri; Anguilliformes; Congridae
Gene: ovch1
Product: ovochymase 1
Exons: 14
Coding region: 168-1991 (607 amino acids)
Biological process (GO): proteolysis
Molecular function (GO): serine-type endopeptidase activity
Source: RefSeq, a predicted model, not a curated record
CCCUCAACGUGACCUGACAACAGGUGUGGCCCAUCAACUCGAUCAGUUUUGGCUAGUUGCUCUUCUCUCUGGACUCGAGAAAGUUACACGUCUUAAGUUGCUCUGAUGUUCGAUAUCAAGGAUAAACUUAUGUUUUUUCCAUAAUUGGCUUAGGUUUUCGCGGGAGGAUGUUUGCAGUUUUUAUUGUGAUAUACGCUUUUCUGUGGCAGUGGAUCCAUACAGCCGUGGCAGACUCCAUCAGCACAUCAGAGCAGACGUCAGCCCAGACUCAGGCUAACAGCGCCAGCAGUAGUGUACAGAUCCUCUCCUGUGAGUCUAUCCGUGCUAGCUAUGAAGCUCUGGCAGAGCAGACUCCAGACUCCGUCAAUGCCAGUGCAGGAAAUCUGUCCUGUGAGUCUAUCCAGACCAUUUAUGAAGGGCUGGCGGGGAAGCGGGCAUUCCUGCAGGACCAGACGGGCCGGCUGCGCAUCGUGGGGGGGGACGAGGCUCAGGCCCACACCUGGCCCUGGCAGGUCACCCUGCAGGUGGUCACCAUGCCCGCCUGCGGGGGAGCUAUUCUCACCCCCAACUGGGUCAUCAGCGCCCGCCACUGCUUCUUAAGUCACAGUAAUAUCCGGCUAUGGAAGGUGAUGGCAGGAAAGCACGAUCUCAAGAACAAAGAGGAGGCCUGUCAGCAGGUGUCCAAGAUCUCCAAGAUCAUCCCGCACGAAGGCUACAGCCGGCAGACCAAGUCCAACGACCUGGUCCUGGUGAAGCUGGAGACGGCGCUGCGCUUCAGCGACUGCGUGCGGCCCAUCACCAUCGUGAACGAGCCCCUGGAGGCGUCCAGCGCCUGCACCGUGACGGGCUGGGGGUCCACCGAGGAGUACGGACCCCGCACGGAGAAGCUGCAGGAGGUCAACGUCACCGUCCUGAGCCCCGGCGCCUGCAGCCACUUCUACCCCGGCAGGAUGAAGAAGAGGAUGAUCUGCGCGGGGGACGCGAAGGGCGGGGUGGACGCGUGUCAGGGGGACUCCGGAGGCCCCCUGUCCUGUUACUGCGGGGACCGGUAUAAGCUGGUCGGGGUGGUGAGCUGGGGCGUGGGGUGUGGCCGUGCCAAAAAGCCGGGGGUCUACACCGAUCUGCAGCGCUACACCGGCUGGAUUAAGUCCGCCAUCAAGGCCGAGCUCUCACCGGACCUGGAUGAGUCCAGCGACAGGGUCGCAGGGCUGUGUGGGGUGGCGGCGGUGCCUCCCUGGGGCCUGGGCUCGGCCGUGGCGGGGGUGCAGCAGGUGGACGGGGAGGCCUGGGUGGGCCCGGUGUCUGAGGCCCGGCCGCACUCCUGGCCCUGGCAGGUCAGCCUGCAGGCCCGGGGCCUCCACUGCUGCAGCGGCAGCCUCGUCCACCGCCGCUGGGUCCUAGCGCCCACACUCUGCCCCUGCAGGUUCAGUUGGACGGUGGACACGGUGCUGCUCGGGGCUCACAGACUCUGGCUCAGCACCUCUUACUCCUUUGGAAUAUGUGCAUCCAACACCUCCCAUGUCAAUCAAACGGGGUCGCCGCCCUCCAGCGACCUCAUGCUGAUCAGGAUCCAGGGCGCGGUGGACUUUGGGCUGACCGUCGCCCCAGUCUGUCUCCCGGACGCGGGCACUAAGCUGGACGGCAGCUGGUCCUGUAUCACCACAGGCUGGGAGCUGGGAAGGUUUUCUGCCAUCUGCCCGAACAUCCUCCACCAGGCCCGGCUGCAGCUGCUGAAGGAGAGCUCCUGCAGGAGGAGGUGGGGGGAGGACUUCUCAGAGGAGAGUCACCUCUGUGCAGACGCUGCUGGAUCCGUGGGCUGCAUGGGGAACGCCGGCGGCCCCCUGCUGUGCCAGAACGGUGGCGCGUUUCACCUCUUUGGCCUGAUGACCCGGAGCGGUGGUGACUGUGACGCCGACAGCCCGGCGGUUUUCACCCGGGUGUCCGCCUUCCGGUCGUGGAUCACGCAGAUAACCGGGGAGAGCGGAGAGUGACGCCGUGCCAUUAACGCUGCGUGUGAACCCAUACUGUACAAACCUCCCAAUAAACCUGACCGUUUCUCCCACGGACAAGGGCUGCUUCUGUGUCAAAAUAAGGGUCCGGCGGGCGGAAAUGUGGGUUUAGGCACAAACGUUUUGGAUUUGAAUUGUGAACAUUCUGGACCGAGAAGGGGGUAUCACUUGGGUGGAUUUUGGUAAGGGAGUGAUGUAACCUCUACCCUUCUUCUGAGUGAAGCUUUUUGUGUACCCUGAAAGGAAAUGGAAGAUUUAGCAUUAAUCCAGCGUUGUUU